This is a messenger RNA of Ochlerotatus camptorhynchus, 4857 nucleotides long. RefSeq lists its product as uncharacterized. Bases 1 to 4857 code for a protein of 1618 amino acids. Gene Ontology annotation, biological process: DNA integration. The record is from RefSeq and is a predicted model, not a curated record. The transcript has 2 exons. Gene Ontology annotation, molecular function: nucleic acid binding. Lineage: Eukaryota; Metazoa; Arthropoda; Insecta; Diptera; Culicidae.
AUGGCACCGGGAUUGAGGACACUUUGUCACCAAGAGCGGUUCUAUUUGGACACGUUGGCCAACGCAAAGCAAUUUGUUUCUGGUUACGACGCAGAGCAACACAGAGGGCAACUAGCAGGAUGGAAGCAACGGAUUGAUGGCUUGGAUGAGAAAUUUCAUGCCAAUCGCCUGGCCAUUGAAUUAUCGUUCGACGAUGAAGAUGAAGAUGAGCAGGAAGAAGAUGAAGUUAAGGUUGCAGAAAAGGAAGCGGAGAAGGCUGCCGCUCAAGAAAGCAAUCGGCUUAUUCGGCAGAAAUUCGAACUUGAUUACGUUUUGGUCUACAGCUUCUUGGCUAACGAAAUUAAAAGGCAUGCAUCGUGUUCCCAACCUAACCUCAACCAACAUCCACCUAUUCAGUCGCGGGUCAAUCUGCCUAAUGUGAAACUGCCAAGUUUUGAUGGCACCAUUUCGGAAUGGAUCACUUUUCGCGAUUCAUUCAAAUCGCUUAUCGACUCCAAUGCUGAUUUGUCGCAUUUCGAUAAAUUUUCCUACCUUAUGACGUCUCUGACGAAAGACGCGAGGAAGGUGAUCGAAGCUAUAGAGCUUACAGCUGCCAAUUAUCCUGUCGCCUGGCAGCUGCUUGAAAAUAGGUUUGAGAAUAAGAAGCUUAUCUUCAAGACAUACAUGGACGCUCUAUUUUCGAUUGAGCCCAUGAAACGGGAAUCGUAUGAAUCGUUGACGCGGUUGGUCGACGAGUUCGAGCGAAACCUAAAGAUGAUUGACAAAAUGGGAUUCUUAACGGAGAACUGGAGUCCGGGAAAUCCUCCGAAUCAGUCCUUCUCGCAAACUCACUCGCCAUCGUCGUCGUCAUCGUCUGGAUCCCAACAGCCCUCUGCCACUAGCCUUGUGUCCACCAACGUCGUCGGAGUUCCUUCUGUUCCUGCUACUGUGCUGCUGCAGACGGCAAUCAUCAAGGUGUUCGCUUCGAAUGGACAACCCCAGUGGGCCAGAGCCCUGUUAGAUCCAGCGUCGCAGUUGAACCUGAUCACCGAGAACAUCGUCCAAAGGCUGAAGUUGCGCCGCUACCACUGUCAUCAGGAGAUUGGGGGUGUAGGCAACUCUGUAAUCGUUUCGUCCUACGCUGUUCACGUUCAGAUGGCGUCUCACUGUACGGACUUCAAGGCUGUUCAAUCGUUUCACAUCUUGAAAAAUAUCACCCAAGAUCUUCCUACUAGAACUCUUGAUACCUCUACAUUGCAACUUCCACCAAACGUUGUCCUAGCAGACCCGAAGUUCUUUGUGCCGAGUUCUAUCGAUAUACUCCUCGGCAUGGAACUAUACUACGACUUGCUGCUAGAUGGAUUCGCGAAGCUGGGUCCUGAAAAGCCGAUCCUCCAAAACACCGUCUUCGGUUGGGUAGCGUCAGACAAAAUAGGUUCCGGACAGUGCGACUCAACUCCAAAGGUAGCCCACGUAUGCAGUGACCAGUCUCUCGAUUCACUAAUCACUCGUUUCUGGGAAGUCGAGUCAUGUUGGUCAGCAAGUACCCAGUCUGCGGAGGAAGUCGCAUGUGAAGAACAUUUUGUCGCAAACACAUAUCGGGAUGAUUCGGGACGGUUCGUAGUCACCCUUCCCAAGCAUACAUCUAUUCUGUCCCAACUCGGAGAUUCCAAGCAGAUUGCCACUAGAAGAUUUCUCGCCUUAGAACGUCGUCUCGAUGCAAAUCCUCCGCUGAAGCAAGCCUACACUAACUUUAUCGAUGAGUAUCUUCAGCUGGGUCACAUGCGAGAAGUCAACGAUUCCACAUGUUCACCUGCUGUCCCGUCCUAUUACCUACCACAUCACGGAGUAGAGAAAGCGGACAGCACAACCACAAAACUACGCGUCGUAUUCGACGGCUCCUGUCGGACGGACAGUGGAGUUUCGCUGAACCAGGCACUGAUGGUUGGAUCAGUUGUCCAGGAUGACCUCUUAGCCAUACACCUUCGCUUUCGUAUGAAUCGUAUUGCCCUGAUUGCAGAUAUCGAAAAGAUGUACCGUCAGCUUCUCAUUCAUCUUUUGGACUACCCACUCCAGCGUAUUCUCUGGCGCAGAUCGUUAUCAGAACUGAUACGCACCUACGAACUCAUGACAGUCACCUAUGGUACUGCGUCAGCCCCGUUUUUGGCUACUCGAUGCCUAAAAGAGCUGUCUAAACAAGGUGCUGAAGAUUUUCCACUGGCGUCGCUAACGUUGGCAAAAGAUUUUUAUGUGGACGAUAUGCUGACAGGUGUCUACGACGAAGAAGAAGGAGAAGAACUCUGCAAGCAAUUACUGGCGCUUCUGAAGUCCGCCGGUUUCAGCCUUCGCAAGUGGGCAUCAAAUUCAACUGAAGUCCUCUCGAAAAUUCCCAUUGAACUGCGUGACGAACGAUCAGUGUUAGCCCUGGAUUCACCCUCUACUUCGAUCAAAACUCUCGGAAUCCAAUGGCAGCCCUCCUCGGACACGUACAGCUACGCAGUUCCCGAAUGGUCAACUCGAAUUGUAAUUACUCGGCGUGUCGUAGCCUCUGAUCUUGCCAAACUGUUUCUUCCUCUUGGAUUGCUCGGUCCUGUCGUAGUUCUGGCCAAAAUCUUCGUACAAUCACUUUGGCAGACUACUACUUCGUGGGACGAACCACUGACACCCAAGCAACAGCAAUAUUGGCGGGAAUGGCGCGACAGCUUAAUCGACUUGCCACUGAUAUCCAUCCCACGAUGGGCCGCGUUCGCACGAGAUCCUGUCCUCGUCGAGUUACACGGAUUCUGCGACGCAUCUGAACGCGCAUACGGUGCCUGCGUCUACUUGCGGACCGUAUCUAUCGACGGAAGCAUCUCCGUCAGACUACUGUGUGCUAAAUCGAGAGUGGCACCUAGCGGAAAGUCGAAGAACUCGGUUCUGCUCACACUGCCGUUGCUAGAGCUCUCAUCGGCACUUCUUUUGGCUCAUCUGUACGACAAGGUCAGCUUGAGCAUAAGCCUAAAGACAAAGCCCUUCUUCUGGACAGACUCCAUGAUAGUGCUUUGCCAGAUUCGUUCACCACCUGCUCGAUGGAAGAAGUUCAUCGCCAAUCGUGUGUCGGAGAUCCAGCGUCUUACCGCUGGAGGUAUCUGGUCACAUGUUCCCGGUUCCGAGAAUCCAGCGGACAUUAUUUCACGUGGUAUGAAUCUUGCGGACCUGAGAAAUACACCUGCCUGGUGGAUUGGAGCUCAGUGGCUGAAUCAACCAUCUCGCUUCUGGCCACCGAUCAAUCAACCAAUUCCUGACAAUCUACCAAACAUCGCCCAAGCGGAACGUCCGAUAUCGCUGCCGGUACAAGCAGUACCACCCAACGAACUCUUUGAACUUCGUUCUUCAUUUCCUCGUCUGGUGCGGCUAGUCACCUAUCUACGCCGUUUCCAACACAACGUUUCGUACCAGAACCGCAACAACCGAAAAACUGGACAUCUCACCACGUUCGAGCUGAAUGACACUACACAGUUUCUCGUUCGGAUCGCUCAGCAAGAAUCAUUUGCCCGAGAGUUGUCUGAAAUCAGCACCAGUGGACAUGUUAGCUCUCGCUCCGAGCUCAAAAACCUUUCACCAAUUCUGAUCAACGGGAUCCUGCGUGUGGGUGGACGUCUGCGGCAUGCUGCCAUUUCGGAAGACAGAAAACACCCAAUGAUCCUGCCCGCUCGUCACACGCUCACAGAACGAAUAUUGGUCCACUACCACGAAAAACAUCUCCACGCAGGGCCGCAACUGCUCGUCGCCUGUGUUCGAGAAAAGUUUUGGCCACUUCGAAUCCGUAACCUGGCACGGAAGGUGGUGCAUUCCUGUGUGAAUUGCUACCGCUGCAAGCCCAACAACCUCGAGCAGUUAAUGGGUGAUCUCCCACCUGAGCGAGUCACGCCAACGCUGCCAUUCCUCAACACUGGAGUUGACCUGUGCGGACCGUUCCAGUACCGCAAUUCACCGCGAGCAUCAGCGGUCAAAUGCUAUGUAGCUAUUUUCGUGUGCCUUGUCACAAAAGCUACCCACGUAGAGCUCGUCUACGACCUUAGCACGGCCGCGUUCCUGGCUGCACUUCAUCGAUUUACCGCUCGCAGAGGGACGCCGAAGCUCAUCGAAUGCGAUAACGCCAAGAACUUCAAGGGAGCAGCGAAAGAAUUGGCAAAACUACGAAGGCAAUUCUACGACCAACAACACCAAGCAGCAGUGAUCAACCACUGUGCAGACGACGGCAUUGCGUUCAAAUUCAUCCCGCCCCGCAGCCCGAACUUUGGUGGCUUGUGGGAGGCGGCAGUUAAAUCCUUCAAGAAGCACUUGCGGGCUACCAUCGGAAAUUCUGUGCUCUCCCAAGAUGAAUUCAUUACUCUGCUGGCUCGUAUCGAAGCUUGCCUAAAUUCCAGACCGUUAACUCCACUCUCUGCUGAUCCUAACGAUCUGGAAGUCCUUACUCCGGGUCACUUUUUAAUACAUCGACCACUUACCUCAUUUCCUGAACCCGACCUGUCCGAGAUCCCAAAAAACCGCCUCGACCGUUGGCAGGAGAACAACGAACUUCUCCGACGCAUUUGGAAGCGUUGGAGCACCGAUUAUCUCUCUGGCCUACACCCACGUACGAAAUGGACUCAACAGCGGGACAACAUCGACGUCGGCACUCUAGUGCUGCUCAAGGAGAACAACCUUCCACCCCUGAAGUGGAAGUACGGCCGAAUCACCCGUGUCUACCGUGGCGAGGAUAACAACAUCCGUGUAGCCGUCGUGCGGACGGCCGACGGGGAGUACACACGGUCCAUCUCCAAGAUAUGCGUCCUGCCGAUACGCCAACCCACAACGGACGUCGCUAGUCCGGCCAACCCAAACUCAGAGCAAUGA